AUGUCGCUCAAUCUCUGUCUCGACUCCGCAUACGAUUUUAGCUGGAAUGAUCCCAUUCCUCAACUCUAUGAGCACACAGAGCAUUCCCCUGAGUCUGGUGGCCACGACAAUGACAACACUUCAACCUCGCUCCAUGCCUCUCCGCACCCUGCCAACCUCGAGGACGAAGUUGAAGAUCUUCGCCUUGCUUUGCAAGAGCGAUUGACCGAGGUUGAAGAGCUCAAAGCCCAAGUCACGUCAUUAAACGCCAGAAUAUCCCGCUUGCAGGAGAAAACAGAGACCUUGAAAGCAAACUACGAACGUGAAACCGCCUUUUCGGACCACCUCAUGACGGCAUAUACAAGCAACUCGCGCAGUCACGCGCGCCUCGAUGAUAAGGGCGUCGUCCGACUUUCCGACGACGACGAGGACAGUGGCAUGGACACGGAUGAACCGACGUCUGCCGCAAGGCGGCAGGAAGAACCGGACGAGCCCCUCACGCAACUGGAACAUAUCCUCAAGCGACCUGACUCGUACAUUGGAAACAUCGAGAUUAUAUCCACGCCAAUGUGGACGUAUGAUUCGGAGACCAUACGGAUGGUCCACAGGGAAGUCAAAUAUGUCCCUGGUUUCUUCAAGAUUGUGGACGAAAUUCUCGUGAACGCUGCCGACAACAAGAUCAAUGACCCGUCCAUGGACACGCUAAAGAUCACUAUCGACGUAGAGGAAGGCACAAUCUCAGUCUAUAACAAUGGCCGCGGCAUCCCGAUUGAAAUUCACUCGAAGGAAAAGAUGUACAUCCCGGAGAUGAUCUUUGGUCACCUUCUCACAUCUACCAACUACGACGACGACGAGAAGAAGUUGACUGGAGGCCGUAACGGUUAUGGCGCCAAGCUUGCCAACAUCUACUCACUGGAAUUCACGGUCGAAACUGCCGACAAGAACACCUCCCAGAAGUACAAGCAGACAUGGACGGACAAUAUGUCGAAAUGCGGAAAGGCGAAGAUCACCAAGAACACUCGAGGGGAGGAAUACACGCGCAUUACAUUCCGCCCAGACUUGAAGCGCUUUGGCAUGAAUUCCAUCAACGAAGACACGGUCAACCUGCUGAAACGACGCGUUUUCGAUAUGGCGGACACGGUCAAAGACGUGAAGGUUCUCCUCAACGAUGAGCGCCUGAAGAAGCUGCUGCUGAGAAGUCGGGAGGAGCUGCCCAACCGAAGCAAACCUCAAACGAAGGAGCUUCUGACACUACCCUCAUCGAAAUUUGGGUCGAAACCCACCAUCUCCGACGAGUUCAUUAAGAAAGUCGCCCAUUCGGGCAUCGUCGACAAUGUGCUGAAUUGGGCCAAGUUCAAGGCCGAUCAGCAAAUGAAGAGGGCGGACGGAACCAAGCGUAGCAGGUUACUCGGUCUCGCCAAACUUUCCGAUGCGAACAAUGCCGGUACACGCCAUGCGCAGGACUGCACAUUGAUCCUAACAGAAGGUGACUCCGCCAAAGCGUUGGCUAUCGCUGGUCUGGGAGUGGUUGGUCGAGACAAUUUCGGUGUCUUCCCACUCCGCGGAAAGCUACUCAAUGUACGAGAAGCCUGCCAUGACCAGGUCAUGAAGAACGAAGAAAUCCAGAAUAUCAAGAAGAUCAUGGGCCUACAACACAACAAAGACUACACGAACACUUCCAGUCUCCGGUAUGGGAGAGUGAUGAUUAUGACUGAUCAGGAUCAUGACGGUUCUCAUAUCAAAGGUCUUAUUAUCAACUUCUUGGACCACCUCUAUCCCUCUUUAUUGAAAAUCCCUGACUUCCUCGUCGAGUUCGUCACACCACUGUCAGGGUAUGUCAAGAAAGGCAACAAAGUCAAAGAUUUCUUCACCAUCCCUGAAUAUGAGCAGUGGUUGGAGGAGACGCCAGAUGCCAGAAAGUGGGAAUCCAAGUACUACAAGGGUUUCAGCGAGGAUAAGGGCGCGCGAGAGUACUUCAGUAAAAUGGAGAAACGAUUCCAUUUGCACCGACGCAAGAAGGGGACCGUGAACAUCGACCUGGCGUUCAGCAAGAAGAAGGCGGACGAGCGGAAGGAGUGGUUGCGCCAAUACAAGCCUGGAACCUUCCUCGACCAUCGCCUGGAAGAGAUCCCCUACUCCGAAUUUAUCAACAAGGAAUUGAUUCUUUUCUCGAUGGCGAACAACGUUCGUUCUAUUCCGUCCAUUGCUUAUGGUUUGAAGCCCGGUCAACGUAAGGUUAUCUGGGGUUGCUUCAAGCGUAAGCUGAAGAAGGAAAUCAAGGUAGAGAUUUUCGCCCGUAGUUCCAAUGGUUACAUCUCCGAACACGCUGCCUACCACCACGGUGAAGCCAGUUUAGCAGCUACCAUCAUCAACCUUGCGCAGGACUUUGUUGGCUCGAACAACUUGGCCCUUCUCUCGCCCAGUCUGGACGAUGACGUGCCCAUCGAGCCAGAGUGGCACAUGCCGACCGUGCCCAUGGUGCUGAUUAACGGUGCUGAAGGUAUCGGAACAGGUUCCAGGCUGGAUACCAACAUCCCUCCCUACAACCCUAUCGACAUCGUUGCCAAUAUCCGUCGAAAGAUGAAGGGGGAAGAGCUGGAACCGAUGACCCCUUGGUGGCGAGGGUUCAAAGGCGAGGUCCGACCUCCCGGCAAGGGCAAAUAUGACGUCGUGGGUGUUGCGACCAAGAUUAACGACACCACGGUGGAGAUUUCCGAGCUGCCGAUUCACAAGUGGACCCGUACAUUCAAAGACGAUUUGGAGGUCAUGAUCACCGGGGAGAAGAAGGACAAGGAGAAAGACAAGGAUAAGGAUGAGCCUUAUGGGAAGAAAGAUGUGGUCAAGAAUGCUGGAAUGGUUAAGGACUUCAAAGAACACCACGGCAACUUGAACGUCCUCUUCCGAAGUGACGAUGAACCAUGA
Molecule: messenger RNA, 2901 nt
Organism: Coprinopsis cinerea okayama7#130
Lineage: Eukaryota; Fungi; Basidiomycota; Agaricomycetes; Agaricales; Psathyrellaceae
Product: DNA topoisomerase II
Exons: 17
Coding region: 1-2901 (966 amino acids)
Biological process (GO): DNA topological change; resolution of meiotic recombination intermediates; sister chromatid segregation
Cellular component (GO): nucleus
Molecular function (GO): ATP binding; DNA topoisomerase type II (double strand cut, ATP-hydrolyzing) activity; DNA binding
Source: RefSeq, a predicted model, not a curated record